AUGAGUUCCAAAGCCUCUAAGGGGACACCGAAGAAGAAAUCGGCUGGCGACGAGCCGGAACAGGCAAAGGCCUCGAAGGUGAAAGUUCCUCGCUCUUUCAUCACGAGACCAAGCCCAAACUUCAACGCCAAAUCAUGUGUCAAGGUUCUGCUGCAUCCUUCGAUAUUAAAAGCCAUUGACAUCUUACCUGGCUCAUUGGUGCAUGCUGCUAGAGAAGGAGACGGUGCCGGUAUUUUGGCACAGGUCAGUCCAGCAGACUCAGGCUGUCCUUUCAAUGUGAUCCAAGUUUCUGCCGGUUUAAGGACGGUGUGCAACUUUCUCCUUGGUGAUAGAUUAGAGAUUUCCAAGAUUGAAAGUCAACCUCCAUACGCUAUGAAUAUCACCAUAGGUACUCUUUCAGGGAUCAAAUUGCACGACCGUGCUCGAAAGACCGUGGAGAAGUUGUUAGAAGAUGUUGGUAUCGUCAUGCCAGGGUUGACGCUAUACAAAGUUGGUAUACCGAGUGAAGUGGAAGGUGAGGAAAAGACGUUUGAGGACUUGAUCAUCACACAGGUUGAUGAUCAUCCAGAUAUUUCCAGUCUAAAGAUCCAAGACGAUGGUGCACAGCAAAACACUGAUGACGGUGCAUUCCAAAGGUUUGUAUCUCCUCCUCUCCUGUUCAAGAGGGGGUCGACUAUACUCAAUUUCACAGAUGAGAGUGAACCACACUCAAGGUAUAACUUGCCAAAGAAAACUACAUACUCACAGAUUGGUGGUUUGGUCAAGGAGAUAAAGGAUCUGAAAUCUGCAAUUGAAUUGCCCUUGCAUCAUCCUGACUUCUUUGCAAGAUUUGGAACCAAUCCACCUAGAGGCGUACUCUUACACGGACCACCUGGUACCGGUAAAACGAUGCUUCUAAGAGCAGUUGCUGCUGAGACCAAUGCACACGUGCUCAGCAUUGAUGGACCAUCGAUUGUAUCUAAAUACCUCGGUGAGACAGAGUCCAAGCUGAGAGAUUGCUUCAAUGAAGCAAGAAAGUACCAGCCUGCGAUCCUCUUCGUGGAUGAAAUCGACUCCCUUGCACCAAGUAGAGAUAGUGAUAAUUCAGGUGAAGCUGAAAGCCGAGUUGUUGCUACGCUUUUGACGUUAAUGGACGGUAUCGGGAGCAAUGGACGUGUCGUCAUUGUAGCUGCUACCAACAGGCCAAACUCAAUUGAUAUUGCGUUGAGAAGACCAGGAAGAUUCGACAGAGAGGUUGAAAUUGGUAUUCCAGAUAUUGAAGCACGCCAUUCCAUUCUCAAUUUGUAUCUGAAUAGGAUCAAAUAUCAUACACUCUCAGCUGAUGAGAUUUCCAAUAUUGCAUCAAAGACGCAUGGAUACGUCGGUGCAGACAUUGCAUCUCUCUGCGAGCAAGCAGUGUCAAAGGUCUAUCAGCGUAUGAAGGAUCAAGACAUGGACCUGGACAACUCGUUUGUUACCUUGGAAGAUUUCGAACAAUCUCUGAUUGACAUUCGUCCUUCUGCUAUGAAAGAGAUCUUCCUCGAAACACCAAAGGUGUACUGGAGUGAUAUUGGUGGUCAAGAACAGUUGAAGAGGACUUUCAAAGAGGUUAUAGAGCUUCCUCUUGAAACACCUGAUGGGUUCAAAAGACUUGGAAUCAAACCACCAAAGGGUGUAUUGUUAUACGGACCACCAGGUUGUUCUAAGACAUUAGCUGCAAAGGCAUUGGCCACUGAGUCGGGUGUUAACUUCCUCACUAUAAAGGGGCCAGAGAUCUUCAACAAGUAUGUCGGUGAGUCUGAGAGAAAGAUUAGGGAGAUCUUCCGCAAGGCCAGGGCAGCAGCUCCUAGUAUUCUGUUCAUAGAUGAGAUUGAUGCUCUUGGAGGUGACCGUGGCGAUGACUCGGGCCACUCAACUAGCGCAUCCAGUAACGUACUGACCUCCCUAUUGAACGAACUCGACGGUGUUGAAGAGUUGAACGGUGUCGUCGUCGUCGGCGCAACUAAUAGACCUACAGAAAUCGACCCAGCACUAUUACGGCCGGGAAGACUGGAUUCUCACAUCUACGUUGCGCCACCGGACCACGGAGCAAGACUGGAGAUCCUGAAGAAACAAACGAGCAAAAUGCAGUUACAAGAUGUUGAUCUAGAAGAGUUGGCGUGCCAACUCGAAGGCUGUUCCGGUGCAGAAGUGGUCAACCUCGUCCAGAAAGCCGGAACCACCGCACUCGCUGAAGACAGAGACGCCACCAGUGUUCUCAAGAGACACUUCGACAUUGGACUGGCUUCUCUUUCAAGAGGUAUCACACAGGAAAUGUUGCAGUACUUCGAAGAGUUUGCCCAAGGACGUGGAUGA
Williopsis jadinii is the source of this 2334-nucleotide messenger RNA. RefSeq names its product AAA family ATPase AFG2 (gene AFG2). NCBI's taxonomy places the organism in Eukaryota, Fungi, Ascomycota, Saccharomycetes, Phaffomycetales, Wickerhamomycetaceae. Gene Ontology annotation, molecular function: ATP hydrolysis activity; ATP binding. The coding region runs from base 1 to 2334 and encodes 777 amino acids. Gene Ontology annotation, cellular component: cytoplasm. The record is from RefSeq and is a predicted model, not a curated record. The transcript has a single exon.